CGCACCGCUCGUCUAUUGGACCAGACGCGCAGUGGGCGACGCGCCUACCGAAGCUUAAAGACUUUUUUUUUUUCCGGGACAGGAGACAUGAGGUUCCCAGACACCUGUCAGGAGGACUAUACAUCCAAAAGCUGUAUUUGAGGCGACUGGAGGCUGCGUGUUUGGCCAUGGACGCGCUGUUAUCGUUAUUAUAGCCUCUCGGUGUCCAAGGAGCGUAAAGUUAUUCAGCUGCUUUUCUUGUUUUCCUUUGUGUUAUUCUUCCUGUAUUUUUGUUAUAUAUAUUUUUCAAGCCGCAUGAGUUCGCCGCUGUUUUUAGGUCAGCUGGUCGGGGUUCCGUUAGAAAUAAUGCACCCCACCAUGGAGAAAGACACGACUUACACCAAGAUUUUUGUCGGCGGUUUGCCGUAUCACACCAACGACGCUUCACUUCGGAAAUAUUUCGAGACUUUCGGGGACAUCGACGAGGCGGUGGUUAUCACAGACAAACAGACGGGCAAGUCCAGAGGAUACGGCUUUGUGACCAUGGUGGACAGAGGGGCAGCAGAGCGGGCGUGCAAAGACGCAAACCCCAUCAUCGACGGCAGGAAGGCCAACGUGAACCUGGCGUACCUCGGGGCGAAGCCUCGCAGCUCGCAGACAAGUCUCUCAGUUGGAGUUCAGCAAGUCCAUCCUACGUGGGCUCAGAGGCAAUAUGGGCUCGCCCAGCAGUACGUCUACCCCCAGGCGUUCCUCCAGCCCAGCCUGGUGCUGCAGUCCCAGCUCAGCCCCACAGCAGCAGCACUCACCUCCCCUUACCUGGACUACAGCUCUGCCUACAGCCACUACGCCCCCACAGGACUGGAGCAGUACCCCUACACCCCUUCACCGUCGCCCUCCGCUGGCUACCUCAGCUACAGCUUCUCGCCCGGGACUCCUGCGCCCGCUCUCACUGCAUCCCCGACCCCUCCGGCUGCCAUCCAUCCUCCUCUGGCUGCACUCACCACCAUGUCUGCCGCCCCGCAGGCCUUCCUCCACUACCCUCUGCACCAGCCCGACCGCAUGCAGUGAGCAGCUCCGGGUGGAGCUGGAGCUGCUGAGCUGAUGAUUCAAAACAGCAAGACUGUUGACCUGUGACAUCGUCAGGAUGAGACUGGAUAACCAGGAAGAGAGUGUGAUGUAAUCAAAAGGGCUUAAAGUAACCACUCUCAUUCCUGUUUUUAUAUAUAUAUAUUAUUGUUGUAAUAGUUAAUAAAAUGUUCUAUUGCUACCGUCAUCAGCAUACGAUCUGAAUGUUUUUCAUAAGACGUUUGGGACUGGAAUGAGACGACUGGUAAUCUUCUGGACGUUUCUCUUUUACCCGUGACCCUCAGCGCUGAGGUUGGAGGCAGGCUGACUGCUGGAGAGCGGAUGGGUAAAGACAAUGAGAAAUAUGUCUGUUUGACAUGAUGCUGCGGCUGCAGUUUCUCCAAAGGUACUGAGUUGAAUGCUGGAUAUUAGCCAAGCUGAGAGCCAGUUCCUCUUUCAGAAACGCAGGUCCAAUUACCUCCUCUUCAAGGUUACCUUUCUGUCUAUGGCCUUAGAGAUCUCUCUCUCUCUCUGUACCUGGUUCAGUUUGUGUUUGUCAUUUUUUAUUAGUCUUUCAUCUCCAGUGAACAAAAUGUUCUUUGUAUUCCCUUUUGUUCCUUUUAUCUACCGCUGCCAAGUCAUUACACGGUGAUAAUCACAGUUUAACAGAAUAUGCAAUUAUGAUGAUAAAGGAUGAGCAUGAAUAAGGUAGACAACACUGGUAUUUUGUUUGUGUAAUGCUACUGCUAGGACAUUUCUCAGAGAAAGACUUUGUUAACACUUAAAACACAAUAGUCAUCACAAAAGCUGCAACAAUUAAUCGAUUAGUUUUCAACUGUUAAAUUAAUGAUGACUAUUUUAUAAUCAAUUUGAGCAUUUUUUUAAAGAAAAAAAGUCCAAAUGCUCUGAUUCCAGCUUCUUAAAUGUGAAUAUUUUCUGGUUUCUUAAAUCCUGUAUGACAGUAAACUGAAUAUCUUCGGGUUGUGGACAAAACAGGACAUUUGAGGGCUUUGGGAACCACAUUUUUCACCAUUUUCUGCCAUUUUGUACACCGAACAACUAAUCGAUUAAUCAAGAAAAUAAUCAACAGAUUACAUAUGAAAAUAAUAAUUAGUUGCAGACGUAGUCCUCACAAGAAACUUAGGCCUGUAACUAUUGGUGUCUCUGGAUUUGGUCUUUGAGGAGUGUUUGGUUUUAUUAUAAAUUACAAAGUUGUCGAUACAUAUCAAGUAAAUGUGUUUGGAUGUAGGUGUCAAGAUGUAUGUUGUUACUGAAUAUGUGUGAGUGUAUUAGCUGUCUGUUUCUGUGUGUGUGAGUGAGAGAGAAAUAGAGCGAUGCAGUAUACGCCAGUGUCAGCACCGAGCUCCUUUUCCAGCCCAUUGUACUGGUCAGAGUUGUUUCUUUGUUUUUCUUUUUCCCAGCUGCAGAAUACAGACUGAUGCUUAAGUGGUGAAACUGGAGUCUCACGGUGCUGUGGCACCACCUUAGUAGUCGUAAACCAAGCCAUACAUCACAUUUACAACAAAUAUGCAAAAUAAAAUGAAUAUUUCUCAGAA
This is a messenger RNA of Dicentrarchus labrax (European seabass), 2600 nucleotides long. It is a transcript of the gene rbm38, whose product is annotated as RNA binding motif protein 38. Gene Ontology annotation, cellular component: cytosol. Lineage: Eukaryota; Metazoa; Chordata; Actinopteri; Moronidae. Gene Ontology annotation, molecular function: RNA binding. The coding region runs from base 295 to 1047 and encodes 250 amino acids. The transcript has 4 exons. The record is from RefSeq and is a predicted model, not a curated record.